AUGACUACACGAGUCCCCCAGCGCGUGAUCUUUGACCACGUGAUCACAAAUGAAGGAAGCGGGUACAACGUGAGUACAGGAGUAUUCACGGCCCCUUUCAACGGCACUUACUUCUUCAUCUUGACUGUGGCUCAAAAAAAAAUCAAUGACACCGCAGAGCUCAUAAUCUACCCCUUGGCUGGAGAUUGUAGUUACUCAGUGACUUGUAGCUGUGUGGAAGAAGUUCAUUAUGUUCAACCAUUUGAUGUUCUUAGUUCGACUGGCUGGCUGGUGGUCGUCCUUCUCUUGUUAUGCACUGAAAUAAGCUCGUUUCAAUGGACGUCUGACAUUCAAGAUGGCGCCGAUGUGUACGCAUGCGUAAACGAGAGCGUGACCUUCCCUUGGCGCUAUGCUGUAGACCGUGGAGAGGUGGUCGAGGACAUCAAGUGGUAUUUUCAAUCACAAACCUCCAGUCACGUGGGCAUUGCCGGUACCGUUCAAGGUCAGUUUUUCCCUCUGCCGACGCCAUUUUCUAACAGAAUACGUCAAGUCGAGGAGGCGGGGCUUCAGCUGAUGUCUCCGACCACACGUGACCGGGGGAGCUACUCCGUGACAGUCACUGUUCUCCGCGGAUUGUCCUUCGCUACCUACAAUCGCACAGCGUUCUUAAUAAUGGCAGAAACUCCUCUGAUUCACCACAGCGAGGCUCUGUGGGCACAGCAAGAGCGUGCUACAGUCUACGACAACAACACUGGGCAGCUGCAUGUGCAGCUCUCGUGCGGAAAAUACGUUACCACUGGGAACCCGCCUGUGUCUGUUGAAUGGAAGUUUCCCUCCGGCGAGACUCAACUUGUGUCAACGCACAUCAACGGUAAAUUUUUUCUCACCCUGCCCAACCCCGUGGAGGGAGGUAACUACACGUGUCGCCUGUCAUCGAGGUUUCCUCCCGUGUCUUGCCUUCCUCGCAAUUCCAGCGUGUUUGCGAGUUCAUCUGUGACUGUAGACGAGGUGAAAAUCAGACUUUCACUGCUGGAAGGUGAGCAAGAGAUGAAUAAAAUAGAGAAACAAGACUUGCGGGAGGAAGUGGAUCGCCUGAAAGAGGAAAACCAGAAGCUCAGGGAGAUCGCCAACAAUCUUCAGAGAUACAACAGAGAAGAGAACAUGAAGGUCAGGUUUGACGCCCGACUGGGAACAGCAAAAGGUUUUAGUACUAAUCAAAUUAUAAUAUUUGACCUCAUGAUGGCGAAUGAAGGAAACGCCUACAAUGCAACCACAGGAGUAUUCACGGCCCCUUUAAACGGCUUGUAUUUGUUUGAGCUCACGCUGGACCAAUAUUCAUCAUCCCGGUUACCCAGCUGGAGCAAAGUUAUCCAAUCAGACCACAACUUUUGCCAAGUAGAUCUUCAAGCAUUUAACAACAUAGUAAAAAGCUGUGAGUCCACUGUUUACCUAUCACAGGGGGAACAGCUGUGGGUAACGAUGCAAAGUAAUUAUGGCUAUAGUUUUAGCUUAAUUGCAAUGUAUUGCUCUUUCGUUGGCUUUUCUAUAAACCUUGACAUCCCAACAGAAACAUGAGGAUUUCAUGCCUGGCACAACACUUAAAAUUUAAUGAGUUAUCUUAAGAAAAAAACUUGAAUGUAAAGCACAUCCUGAAGAGUCACAUUGAAUUAGUUUCUUAUCAACGACACAAGGUUAGUAUAUUAGUCCUCGUCUAUGUCAUUAGGUUGUUGGUUUUUCUUUAACUGAAUAAAGAUGGCGGCUAAUAAACAUUUGCAGUGGUUUUGCCUCAUCUUAUGAUCCAUAGUACUGUUUGGUAUUGUAAUUUUUAGGUACAAUAAUCUGUAUGGUUAAUAUAAUAAUAUUUCCGAUCAGUUUUAAACUUAUCAGCUUAUAAUUUUAUUUGGCUUUUAAUUAGUUCUAUAAGUUAAAUGUUUACUUAUAAUAAUACUUCUAAUCAAUUGUAUGUUUAUAAACUGUAUAUUUAUGCUUUUUGUUCUGGUGAACAAUUAAAGAUUUUCUGAAGUUUUGUUAA
This is a messenger RNA of Pomacea canaliculata, 2011 nucleotides long. RefSeq lists its product as uncharacterized. Bases 1 to 1554 code for a protein of 517 amino acids. Gene Ontology annotation, molecular function: protein binding. Lineage: Eukaryota; Metazoa; Mollusca; Gastropoda; Architaenioglossa; Ampullariidae. The transcript is spliced from 7 exons. The record is from RefSeq and is a predicted model, not a curated record.